Molecule: messenger RNA, 729 nt
Organism: Leptosia nina
Lineage: Eukaryota; Metazoa; Arthropoda; Insecta; Lepidoptera; Pieridae
Source: the annotation of a GenBank genome assembly
AUGAAGGUGCUUGUAGCUCUUAGUUUGGUCUGUCUGGUUGCAGUAUACGCCAGAGAAAUUGAUGAUGGUGCUAAGGACCUCGUAGCGGCCGCCAGUGGUAAGGGGCAUCAUCACGAAGAAGGAGGUGGCAAGGAACAUCACGGCCAUCAUCAUCACGACCACGGUGAGAAGGGACACAAGGGCCACAAAGGACACCACCACCACCACAAGGGUGACCACGGUGAUCACGGCAAACAUCAUCACGCCGGUCAUCACCACGAACAUGGCGGCGGUCACAAGAAACAUUGGGAUGAACACGAUCAUCACGGCCAUCAUCAUGAGCAUGGUCAUCAUCAUAAGGGUGAUAAGCACGGUCAUCAUAAACAUCAUGACAAGGGUGAGAAGACUGAUGGAUACCACAAGAAAUACCAUAAGGACACGUUCCACAAGGAUCAUCACUUUUAUGAUGACCACCACGAUGAAGGCAAGCAUCAUAAGCAUGGUAAGCAUCAUGGCCAUCAUGAGAAACACGACGGAGGGCAUAAGAAGGGAGGUCAUCACGAACAUGGCCACCACGAGGGCCACCACGGUAAAAAGGGUCACCAUGACAAGCAUCACCAUGACGCUGAUCACCACGGUCAUAAGGGUCAUCACGGUCACGAGGAGCAUCAUCACGAUCAUCACGACCAUGGAAAGAAGGGUGGCCAUGAAGGCCAUAAGCAUUGGGGCUUCCACCAUGGUAAACACUGA